Molecule: messenger RNA, 2202 nt
Organism: Lathyrus oleraceus (garden pea)
Lineage: Eukaryota; Viridiplantae; Streptophyta; Magnoliopsida; Fabales; Fabaceae
Product: beta-glucosidase 13-like
Exons: 17
Coding region: 1-2202 (733 amino acids)
Biological process (GO): carbohydrate metabolic process
Molecular function (GO): beta-glucosidase activity
Source: RefSeq, a predicted model, not a curated record
AUGAAGUUUGUAGUGGACAAUCAAUUAAUCAUCAUUUCUGGAGAGGAGGACUUUGUGGUCAGUCACCUUUCAUCCUUCAGAUAUAUCGAGGCUGAUGAGGAUGCUUUGGAAACUUCUUUCCAAGCUCUUGAAAUAGCCAAUGCCACUUUGGUGGAGAUGAAGGACCCUAUUGGGAAAGCUUGUUCAUCUUUCGCUUCUCUGAAAAGCGCAAAGUCUAGUAUUGAAGGAGGAAACCCUGAAGGUUGGGGUCAACUUAUUGAUAUUCGUGAGAAGCAUGAUCGCUUUGGUCUGGGAUAUGUGCCUUCCGCUACGAAAGGAGCCCGAGUCCCUGUAAAGGAUAACACCCGAAGCAUCCAGGAAGUGUUCCUUAGCACAGGAUUCAUCCAUGGAGAUCAGGAUAUGCCAGGUCUAGACACCGACAUCGUUGAGCACAAGCUUCCGCUUCAGCCGGACUGCCCGCCAGUAAAACAGAAACUCCGAAGAACAAGACCAAAUAUGGCUCUAAAGAUUCGUGAAGAAGUCAAACGAAAAUUUGACGCCGGUUUUCUCGCAGUGGUGAAGUACCCACAAUGGAAAAUGGAGAUUUUGUCAGCUUUGAGAAUUUAUAAAACUAUUAUUACAAUCUUGUCUCUUGUUUUGAUAUUCAACAUUCCUUCUCAAGCAUAUGGGUAUCUAUUUCACAGGCAUAUGACAACCAAAUAUGACUUAUCUAUUUCACAGAUUGGAGAAGGAAAUACAUAUAAUCCAUAUGCCUCUAUUUUAAAAUUUCUAAAUUCUUCAAAAUUUCCAAAUCGAGAAUCAUUUCCGCAUGGAUUUUUGUUUGGUACGGGAUCUUCUGCCGUUCAGAUUGAAGGAGGGUCUCAUGAAGGAGGAAGAGGACUUGGAAUCUGGGAUGAUAUAGUUGAACAAAACAAAGGUCAAUAUUUAGAUGCUGAUAAAUUUUCAUCAAAAAUUGAACAUUAUAAACGAUAUAAGGAGGACGUGCAACAUUUAAAGAAGCUUGGAGUAAAUUCUUAUCGAAUGUCCAUCUCUUGGAGUAGAAUAUUGCCAAAUGGAACUUUGGAAGGAGGUAUAAACCAAGAAGGUGUCAACUUCUACAACAACUUGAUUAAUGAAUUACUCAAAAAUGGUAUUGAACCUUUUGUGGGUAUCAUGCACUUUGACUACCCGUUAGCUCUUAAAGAAAAACAUGGUGGCUUCUUAAAUCGUUCCAUUGUAAAAUAUUACAAGGAUUAUAGUAAGCUCUUAUUCAAAACAUAUGGAGAUCGAGUAAAACAUUGGACUACAAUCAAUGAGGCAGAAUUCACUGCUAUAGUUCAAUACAUGUUCAAUAUUGAUAAUUUAUCUACUGAUCAAGCGUGCACAAGUACUAAAAUAUGUACACAAGUAUAUACUCUACUUCAUAACUUUCUUCUUGCCCAUGCUACAACAUCAAAGUUAUACACAACAAAAUUUCAAGCAAUACAAGGGGGAGAAAUUGGACUUGCUCUUUCAUCGGGAAGGUAUGUUCCCUACAGUUCUAACCCAGAAGAUGUGGUUGCUGCUCAAAGACUAAUGGAUUUCUAUUGGGGAUGGGUUUUAGAUCCCGUGUUCCAUGGAGAUUAUCCAAAAAUAAUGAAAGAGUUGGUGGGGAAUAGGCUACCAGAAUUUACUAAAAAGGAGAAACGUAUGUUAAAAGGAAGCACAAAUUUUAUAGGGAUAAAUUAUUAUACUUCUCACUUUGCUAGACACGAACCAAAUAUAACCAAGAUUAUGGCGGACAAUUAUGAUGCUUUAGCAGUUUCAGAAGCUUCUGAUGCAGAAGGAAAAAUCCUUGGUUUCAAGGAUCAAUAUGGUUGGAACAAUGUUUAUCCCGAAGGAUUAUAUAAUUUCUUAAUCUAUAUUAAGGAAAAGUACAAAAAUCCUAAAGUCUACAUCACUGAAAAUGGUAUUGCUUCUUCAAAAAUCUCAAAUCCAUUAAAGGACGAACACCGAAUUGCUUAUGUUGCCGCACAUUUAAAUGCUACUAAGACGGCAAUAAAUGAUGGCGUAAACGUUCAAGGUUACUUUUUAUGGGCAGCAUUUGAUACAUUUGAAUUUCAAGCGGGUUAUUCUGGAAAUUGGGGUCUUUAUCAUAUUGACUUUAAUGAUAGUCUCAAGCGUAUACCGACUAAUACAGCAAAAUGGUACAAAGAAUAUCUUACACGUGAUUUGACACACUAA